Scheffersomyces amazonensis is the source of this 2517-nucleotide messenger RNA. RefSeq names its product putative AAA family ATPase (gene RIX7). Lineage: Eukaryota; Fungi; Ascomycota; Pichiomycetes; Serinales; Debaryomycetaceae. The record is from RefSeq and is a predicted model, not a curated record. Bases 1 to 2517 code for a protein of 838 amino acids. The transcript has a single exon. Gene Ontology annotation, cellular component: nucleus. Gene Ontology annotation, molecular function: RNA binding; preribosome binding; ATP hydrolysis activity. Gene Ontology annotation, biological process: ribosome biogenesis.
AUGGCUAAAGCGAACUCUCUAUCGGCUACGCUAGAUCAGAAGAUUUAUGACUUUAUUCAUGCUUUACUAGAGGAAAAAACGGCAAAGAAUAGGAAAAAUUCUUCAGCGGAAGAACGAGAUGACCCAUUAGCAGGUAUAGCGCUAGCCAAGGAUUUAACGGUAGCAGAGAUUGUUCAAUAUGUUCAGCUUAAAGAUUUUCAAUUGAGACGUAUGAAGAAAGUAGCGUUGGAAAAGUCAAUCACUUCAGUGUUGGAUAUAGUAAGAAGUGAUGAAGUAGCCGAGUUAGGGGAAUUGAUUUCACAAAGAAAUGAAAAUAUAGAUAGUGAUUUCGACGGAGUAUCUGAAAGUGAUCUAAUGGAAGUCAAAGAUACUAACGAAUUAAAUAAAUCAGUAGUUUCACUUUGGAAUAUUAAUGAUAAAGAAAAUGGUAAUACAAAGGAACAGGCGACUGAUGAACCAACAACAGUUGCAACUAACAAUGAUAAGUUAACGGAUGAAGACAAGAGGAUACCGAAGAAAAGAACAAAAGAUUCAACCAAACAAAUCAUUAAAAAGCAGAAGUCAAAGAUUGAUCACACACCUCCAACGUCCACUUUAUCAUCAUUGGGAGGGUUAGAGAACAUUACUACUCAAUUAAUGGAAUUGAUCGGUUUACCAAUAUUGCAUCCAGAAAUAUAUCAAUCAACAGGUGUUGAACCUCCUCGCGGGGUCCUUUUAUAUGGACCACCAGGUUGUGGUAAGACAACAAUUGCUAACGCCUUAGCUGGUGAAUUACAAGUCCCUUUCAUUAAUGUCUCUGCGCCUUCUAUUGUUGCUGGUGUCUCAGGGGAAUCAGAAAAGAAGUUAAGAGAUUUGUUUGAAGAAGCUAAAUCAAUAGCCCCCUGUUUAAUAUUUAUGGAUGAAAUCGAUGCUAUUACUCCAAAGAGAGAUGGGGGUGCACAAAGAGAAAUGGAAAGAAGAAUUGUCGCUCAAUUAUUAACAUUAAUGGAUGAAUUAACUUUGGAAAAGACAGGCGGUGCGCCAGUAAUAGUCAUUGGUGCAACUAAUAGACCAGAUUCAUUGGAUUCUGCCUUAAGAAGAGCUGGGCGUUUUGAUAGAGAAAUUUGUUUGAAUGUACCUAACGAAGACCAAAGAGCUUCUAUUCUUAUGACAAUGACUAAGAAUAUUAAAAUAGAAGGUGGCGAUUCAUUUAACUUCCGAGAAUUAGCUAAAAUGACUCCAGGGUAUGUUGGUGCAGAUUUAAAGAGUUUAGUGACAGCUGCAGGUAUAGCGGCUAUCAAGAGAAUUUUUGAAAGCUUAAGCGAACAAGAAGAGGAAUUGCUUGCAAGAGCUAUAACUACUGAUUCAAUGGAUGUUGAUUCAAAUACUGCAUUAGUACCAACUGAAGAGUCUGAAAUUAACUUUAAAGAAAAGAAUGAUUUGGAAAAAUUAUCAACAAUUCAAAAGUUCUUAAUAAAACAUCCUAAUCCUUUAACUGAUCAACAAUUAGCUCCAUUAGCUAUCAGGUAUUCAGAUUUCUUAACUGCUUUACCUACCGUUCAACCUACUGCUAAGAGAGAAGGAUUCACAACCGUUCCUGACGUCACUUGGAGUACAGUUGGAGCUUUGCAUAAAAUAAGAAUGGAAUUGCAUAUGUGCAUAGUGCAACCAAUUAAAAAACCAGAAUUGUAUGAAAAAGUUGGUAUUACUGCUCCAGCAGGUGUUUUGAUGUGGGGUCCUCCUGGUUGUGGUAAGACUUUAUUGGCAAAGGCAGUUGCCAACGAAUCAAGGGCAAAUUUCAUAUCUAUCAAGGGACCUGAAUUGUUAAAUAAAUACGUUGGUGAAUCUGAACGGGCAGUCAGACAAGUAUUUCAAAGAGCAAGAGCAUCCAUGCCAUGUAUAAUAUUUUUUGAUGAAUUGGAUGCCUUGGUUCCCAGAAGAGAUACUUCUCUCUCAGAAUCAAGUUCAAGAGUUGUAAAUACCCUUUUAACAGAAUUGGAUGGUCUAAAUGAUAGAAAGGGUGUUUUUGUGAUUGGUGCAACUAAUAGGCCUGAUAUGAUAGAUCCAGCAAUGCUUAGACCGGGACGUCUUGAUAAGACUUUAUAUAUUGAGUUACCAAGCAGCGACGAAAGAGCCGAAAUCUUAAAGACGUUAGUAAGAGCCAACCAUACCCCACUUGAUGCUAACGUUGAUAUGAAAUUGGUUGCCGAAGAUAACAGAUGCCGGAACUUUUCUGGUGCUGACUUGUCAUCUUUAGUUAGAGAGGCUGGUGUGAUUGCUCUUAAGAAAAAGUUCUUUAACAACCAAGCUAUAGAUCAGUUAGAUGCUUCUGGAUACGUUGAUCUGGAAAAUUUUGAGGAUUCAAUUACAGUUACACUAGACGAUUUCCAUGAGGCACUCUCUAGUAUUAGCCCAAGUGUUAGUGAUAGAGAUAGGGCCAGGUAUGAAAGAUUGAAUAAGAAAAUGGGCUGGAGCAUUAUAAAGGAAGAAGAAAAGGCCGAAGAAGCCCCCAAGAAUGAGAGCAAUACCAACAACUGA